GCGCACCGCCACCUCCGCCGCUAGCUACCUCCUCGCCUGUUCUCACUAGUACAUACGCUAACGGGUGAACUCGUCUCGCUACACGCGCACGCAGUUGAAACCAGCGCGCCUCUUGAAGCUAUUGUGUUUACUGUUCAGGCAUUUCUAUGAAAUUGUCAGUUGUUUGUGAGAUUGCACACUGCACGUAUUGCCCGGGUAGUGUGAAGUGGGUGGUGAUUUGGUGAUCGAUACCUUCAGUACUGUGUGCAAGUAUUGGUGGCUGUGUGGUGCAUCGCUGCCGCGUAGGUGGUCUGAGAUCACCGUGCAAGGAACUGCGAUCAACAGUGCCCGGGAGCCGGAGAGGGCAGUGACCGCGGUCGCGAUCUCGAACCGCAGCAGUGCGAGCGCGGCGGCGUGCGGCAUGGAGUGCGGCGUGGCGGCGGGCGGGUACCCCGCGCCCCCCGCGCACCCCGCGCACCCCGCGCACCCCGCUCUGUCGCCCACUGAGCGCUCGCCCGCUAAGUCCGGUCUACACGUCAACUUCAGCGACAAAGGAGAGGUGAAGGAGCGGCGCGAGAAAUUCCUCACGGCCAAAUAUGGUAGCCAUCAGAUGGCGCUGAUCCGCAAAAGGCUCGCCGUCGAGAUGUGGCUGUACGACGAGCUGCAGAAGUUAUACGACACACCGAAGGAGGGCGCGGCAGGGGCGGCGGGCGCGGCGGGGGCGGCGGGGGCGUGCGCCUCGCAGGAGGUGGAGGUCGACAUCGACGAGCUGCUCGACAUGGACAGCGACGAGCUGCGCCGCCGACACCUCACGACUUUACUAGCGGACGCCAAAAAACCUCAAAAAGAUGUACAUAAAUUCAUUAAUGAUUUGCUAGAAAAAGCGAAAACUCUUUAGAUUACGGAACCAAAUCUCAUUGGGUUGACUGAGGAGUGGACGACCGGUAGCCGGAGCCCACGGCGCACAUAUCAGGCCGCGCCGGACCACGGGACCACGCACCGGCCGUGUGUAGCCCGCUUCCAUGUCAUUGUUACAUUGUGUAAUUCUCGUAGAAUUGAUAUUGUCACUUGUUGGUACAUGAUGUCGUAACCCAAGCGCCAACGACAGUAGCGACUAGGUUUACGGCGCGUACGGACUAGCGACCUGAUAGUGUACCUAGACCUAAUGUAGAGCAGGAGGUUCUCUGUUUGCUGAAUCUAAGCAGGCCAUUGUUUUGCUACAAGAGAAUAACUGUGUAAGGAUAGUUAUGUUAGAAAGUAUUGUAAAGUUAGCCAACUACGAUGUAUAUAGUUACAAUUGUAGGUGUCUACAUUAUGUAGCGCCGUCGGCAGCCUACACGACGACACUACAUUGGGAACUUAUUCUAAUUUAUGCGUAAGAAUAUCUUGAGUGCAAUAAUACUAAUCUUAAUGCUUGUGUGGCGUACCUAUUGAAUAUAUUGCGAGGAGAUUGCUUUUUGUACUUUAAACUUACGAGACUGACUCAGUGGUCUAGUGAAGUGACAUCUUAAUCCGAAGGUGCUGCGUUAGAUUGCCAGACAAUUUUGGGCAAUUCAAUGUUAAAGUUUUGUCAGGGUUCACUCGCCCGCUCAUAUAAAACUUACGAGAAGUGCUUACAUAAUAUUGGAAUUUUAUUGAACAUACUUCACAAACUGGAAUGCGUCAAUGUGUUAAUCUACGCCCUAAUUUACAUGCAGCCCACAUACUUGUACAAUCUAAUACAAUACUACUAAUCAAUGUGCAUUUCACUACAUAAGUUACUAAAAUUUUUACUAGAAGUUAAGUACACCCAACUAAACACUUCGUCGUUGGAAGAAUGAGCUCAAGCUGAGUAAGGCCUCCGACCUCGUGGCAACAGACCUUAGAGCCCUAAAUAGCACAGCAAUAAAA
Spodoptera litura is the source of this 1869-nucleotide messenger RNA. RefSeq names its product protein phosphatase 1 regulatory subunit 14B. Gene Ontology annotation, biological process: regulation of phosphorylation. Gene Ontology annotation, cellular component: cytoplasm. Gene Ontology annotation, molecular function: protein serine/threonine phosphatase inhibitor activity. NCBI's taxonomy places the organism in Eukaryota, Metazoa, Arthropoda, Insecta, Lepidoptera, Noctuidae. The record is from RefSeq and is a predicted model, not a curated record.